Messenger RNA from Cordyceps militaris CM01, 1776 nucleotides. RefSeq lists its product as uncharacterized. Bases 1 to 1776 code for a protein of 591 amino acids. The record is from RefSeq and is a predicted model, not a curated record. The transcript has a single exon. Lineage: Eukaryota; Fungi; Ascomycota; Sordariomycetes; Hypocreales; Cordycipitaceae.
AUGCGGCGCGAUAUCCAGAGCUGGCGACAGUCGGUGCAGAGAGAUGAGCGCCUGGCACUUGUUCGAGUGGUUAAAUUAACAGGAUACACGAUAUCCCAGGAGAGUGAAGAUAAAGAGUCUCACGGGGGAGACAUGCCGAAAGAACUUCGCCAGAAUGCACAGUGGAUAAGACACCCGAUCCUCAUGGAAAACGACGGAGAUCAGGAAGAAGAGCCAAGACUGCUCACUGGUAUGGACCGCAAAGGACCAUUGGGGGGGGAACCAUUGCUGUCAAUUGAGUGGCUGGAUGAGAAACCGUGGCAGCCCCUUAUCGAAUUCUGCAAAGAGCUUCCUGGGCUCGAGGACCUGGUCUUCGCGAGCGCCAGCCCAUUUCCGCGCUGCCUCUUAUCGCACCUUCACAGUGAUCAUCCGGAAUGCCGCCUGCAUAUACACAAGUUUGGUCUCCGCAGCCUUAUUCACUCGGAACUCCAUACGCAGCCCAUACAUCCCGACGACAUUGCGCUGGCAACAUCUCCUUGCCUCUACAGCAUCGUGAGCGCCACUGCCCAAUACAGAAACCGUCAAACUGUGGACUACAACAAAGAAGCUAUCAUGGAAAUGGUGAAUGGCCUUGCGCCGCGGCUCAAAAAUGUCUAUUUGCUACCAAUUAUUAUCCAAGCGACACCGGGGCCCAUGAUGACGGUUCCACGUCCGCCGUUUCAGGGGUUUCCACGAUCUGAACGUGGUGGUCUGCUAGGAAAUCGACCGCGAGGACGUCUCCAUAAUUUAACACUGCAUGAGUUCGAGAUCGGGGUUGAGAAGCUUACCGAAUGGACUGCUUGCACGGAUGAUUUUAAGCAGCUACGGUCGCUUGCGCUUAAAUGCAGCGUCGACUUAGCAGCAGUAAAGCAUCUGACACAGAUAGCCCUUAAAAACUCGUUCACGGCGCUUUUAUCCUUGGAGAUCAAUGUUGGGGCUUUUUAUAGGGUCGGCGAAAGAGAAGCGGACGCGGAUCCCCUAGCCGCUAAGCUGCUUACUGCCCUUCAUCCCUUGCAGGAGCUACUUAUUCGAGGAGCCGUUCGGGAUAAAUCAUUUUACGCGAUCACGAUACAUCAUGCAGAUACACUACAAAAGUUAUGUUUUGGUGGUGGACGGCUCGAUGGAAAGCCCCCUGUUACUAUUUCCAUGGCAGCUGCUGGUAAACUCGCGCAGAGGUGUCUUCAGAUUGUGGAACUGGAGCUACAUAUAGCCAGGACUCCUGGCGACGAACGGGAAACAGCAAUAUAUCGUUCCAUCGGUACUUUACCGCAUCUCAGAAGACUAACUCUUCACCUUCUCUGCAACAGCAAACCUGCGCUCCGAUUCUCAGAUGCCAGGGACCUCACCGACGCAAUGAUAGCUUCCUCCAUCCAGGGUAUCUAUAGACAGGCAGCGGUAGACUCAGCCCUGGCUCAUACCAUGUUUGGACUGCUCAGUGCUGGGAGCCGGCUAAGCCUGCUGGAGCUCCGCCCCUGUGGCUUUAGCGUAUCGUCCCCUCUCGGCCGGUGGCUACGCUGGCUCGGCAGAGAAUGGUCGGUCCAUAGGGAUGCAGGCAACAUAACACUGAGAGAGCGGGGCGUGAUGAUCCGACAGCAGGCCCUGAGGCAAAUUCAGAGGCAAGCAUCGUCCUCUGGAGAUUCAAAAAUACACAAGGAGGCAUGGGACGCGACCUGGCCGCCGUCUUCUGAGAAAUGGUGGGAUGACUGGGCGAGCGUGCCGCUCAAGAUGGCUGAAAAGCGUAAAUUUGAAUCACAGUGA